CCAGACUCCAUUCACUCAAACACUGAUGUAAACGUGCCUUGCUGCUUUGCUGAGUGACUUUGGUGAAUCUGAAGUGCUGCCAAUAAUAAAAAACAUUAAAACCAGAAGCGGAUGAUAAGAGAAAUCCUAGAGAAACAUCUUUUAUUUUGGAUUAACUUUGUGUGUGUGAUCCGUGUGAACCAGGAGCUCCAGGAUCUGGUCCGUCGGUACUCUCAGGCCGUCCCGGUGCAGAAGGACUGGCUGGAGUCCUGCUUCUCCAAACAAGGACAAGUCAACACGGCUCCGUUCCUCCAUCUGCUCCGAUAACGACAAGUUUUUCAUCUCUUUGUUUGUAUCGAGCCUGAAUGCAUUUAAGUGGCUGUUUGGAGAUACAAAGCACGUGAACACAGUUUGUAAUCAUUGAUUUAUGGGUGAAAUAAGGAGUCAGUAAACAAACGUCUCUCUGCUGCAGCGUGGAGCCUUAUGAUGAACACACACGUGUAGACUUUACUUCACUUUAACCGUCUUAAGUUGUGGAAAUCUCUGAUCUGAUGGUAACAGAGACGACGUGUUGAAGUUAUUACAGAAGUCUGAUUUCAGCAGUUGAGCGACUAAGUAAUCACAUUACAAAGAUUUAAUAACUAUAAUCAGCCUGAAUUACAUAACAAUUGCACUUAGAUUAUAGUUACAUUGUCAUGGAUUACAUUUUUGAUUAUGUCUUUAAAACUGUUUUAAAACUAUUUCUUUUUUUUCAUAAUCAAUUCAUUAAAAUUCAACGACUGUAAAUGAUGAAUUUGCAAAGUGCAUUUUAUUGCAUUAAAAGAGAAAAAUAACAUUUGUUGAUCUCCAUUUAUUUUUUAGUUAAAUGUUUGAUCCAAAAGUAUUUUACACACAAGACUUUACAAAUCCGGAUGAUGAAUAAAUGUGACAGGAAGCCACGUGUUUACACAAGAAGCCUCUCUAUUAAACAAACGAUAACAAAAAGAGGAAAAACAGAAAAACAAAUUAUGAAAAAAUCAACAAAAAACACAAAAGCAGUAGAAAAAUAACUGACCAAUAAAAUAUAUAAAUACGUGAACUACAGGUAUAAGUACCCGUAUUAGCUAAGAUGUAAUCCCGUGUAUCAGUAUUAAUAACAGAAUGCAAUUUAUAUUCAGUGUAAUUAAAUAAAUAUGACCCAGCCCUGUUGUGCGGCUCUGAGGUUGUCGUGUUGACAUUCGGUGGAACAGUUGAGUCUGUAGAAACCCAACAGGCUGCGCAUGCGCGCGUGUAUCUAUGUGCCUGUGUGUGUGGGGCGUGUUCCGAAGGGGCGGGGCUUCUCGGCGCUAAAGACAGUGAAGACCGAAGAAGUGCUCUCGCGCGUCAAUAUCUGUCUCGCGGAGACGACAUCAAAAGGAAAACUACAUUUACAUAAAAACAAUUAAACACAAAGUCGUUACUUUUUUUACUUCAUUUUUUUUUUUCACCUUUUUGACUCGUCUUCGCACGAGGACACCGACUCACCUGAAGGAGCCCUGAAGUCAUCGACGUGUUUCAGAUGCAGCUUGAAGCCGACACACAUGGACGUGAGGAGGACCAAUGAUGCUGCCCGCUUCCAUCCACUCGGCUCCCAAUAGUCACGUCAGCCAGCUGAGCAGAUCCUUCAGCAGCCACCACAACACGCCAGAGGAGGACGAUGAGACGAUGAGCACGGAGGAGCGAGAAGCCAGCGGAGUCCAUGACUCCGCCCCUCAGCCCGACGGCCACCAUCACGCCUCCUCCUCCUCCUCCGCCGCCGCCGCCUACCCGUUUGGCGCCCACAGGCUGGACAGAGUAGAGGACCACCGCCUACCUCCACCAAGCUCCAGCUUCUGCUGUUACCAGCCUCCCUGCCGCCUGCCCGCCGGCUACAGCCAGCCCACGCCGUUCCCCAGCCAGGCCGACGGCGCCUGGCUCCACCCGAGCUUCGCCAGCAGCUGGUCAGGGUAUCCCAACAGCCUGCCGUCCUCUCUGAACCAGAAGGACCAGUCCUUCCACAGCAGCCUCUCCGGGUACAAGUCGGCAUCCCUGCCCGGCCAACACAGCCCCAGUAUGAUCAGCCUGGAGCAGCCGCUGUCUCUGUGCUCCAACCCGCCUUCGGGCAACUUGUGCCACCACACAUUGUCUCCGUACUCGUGUCCGCCGCAGGGCGCGGCCUGCUGUGCACAUUGUCCUGCAGACGCCUUCAACGGGGGGGCCGCCGUGGCCAACAAACACCCCUGGCCUCAGUACCACCCGGCUUACGGCCCGUACUGUAAGUCUGAUUCUCUGUUUAUUAACUACAGACUAGAGAGAGGCCAAGCCCCGCCCCUUUAGGUACACCACGAUAGCAGCUUUUUUUACGGACACAAUAUGUACAGAAGACAACCUCCGGUUCUUUAAAGUGAAUCCGAUGC
This is a messenger RNA of Anarrhichthys ocellatus (wolf-eel), 2393 nucleotides long. RefSeq lists its product as uncharacterized. The coding region runs from base 1558 to 2313 and encodes 251 amino acids. Lineage: Eukaryota; Metazoa; Chordata; Actinopteri; Perciformes; Anarhichadidae. The transcript has 3 exons. The record is from RefSeq and is a predicted model, not a curated record.